This is a messenger RNA of Cyprinodon variegatus (sheepshead minnow), 5168 nucleotides long. RefSeq names its product reticulon-4 receptor-like 1 (gene rtn4rl1a). NCBI's taxonomy places the organism in Eukaryota, Metazoa, Chordata, Actinopteri, Cyprinodontiformes, Cyprinodontidae. The record is from RefSeq and is a predicted model, not a curated record. Gene Ontology annotation, molecular function: protein binding. Gene Ontology annotation, cellular component: plasma membrane. The transcript is spliced from 3 exons. The coding region runs from base 479 to 1846 and encodes 455 amino acids.
AUUCUGGACUCUCUUCCAUACCUGCAGCUCAAACCCCGACGGGAGAAUCGGGAUGAAGUAAACGUAAAACAACUUUCCUGUCUUUUUUUCCUUCUUCCCUUUUAAGAUCGAUCAUUUCUUGGAUCCACCCAGAACUGCAUCCUUUCAACUCCAACUCUAAAUAAAGUCAGACUGUGUUUUAGUCAUUUAUAAACACCAGAUGGCGGUGAGCUGAAAAUGAUUUGAGACUCUUGGGACGGGACCAGGUGUUUGUUUUUUUUCUUUCGAUAUUAAGUCUUGAAAACUGUAAAGGAUUAUUUUGUGCUUGAUUGUCCUCAAUUUGGACAAAUUUAACUCCAUCAGCCAAGCUUCUGUUAUUUCUCUACCAAUCGCCACCGAGGAGAGAAGAGCGCAGUCUGUGUGCGAGCGGUCAAAGGAAAUCCAAACAAUCUGCUGAAGGAUGAUACUCCAAUAGACGGUCCUAACAGCUGCUGUCAAUAUGUUCAGGCGAGGUUAUGGCGGGGUGGAGUUGCUGCUGGUGCUCUGGGGCCUGGAUCUCUCCAUGCCCUGCCCCCGUCACUGCAUCUGCUACACUUCACCUAGCACUGUUUCCUGUCAGGCCCACAACUUCCAUGCUGUGCCCGAAGGCAUCCCAGCUCAGAGCGAGCGCGUCUUCUUGCAGAACAACAAGAUCCAGCGGUUGCUCCGGGGCCACUUCUCACCCACCACCACCAUGCUCUGGCUCUACUCAAACAACAUCUCCUACAUACAGCCGUCCACAUUCCAUGGCUUCGAGCGACUGGAAGAGCUCGACCUGGGAGACAAUCGCUACCUGAAGGCUGUUGCCUCAGACACUUUCAUGGGCCUGGGUCGGCUACAUGCCCUACAUCUGUACCACUGUGGUUUGAUCAGCCUGCCUCCAGAGAUCUUUUCUGGCCUACAUAAUCUCCAGUAUCUCUACCUACAGGACAACCAAUUAGAGUUCUUAGAAGAUGAUUUAUUCAUCGACCUCCUAAACCUAAGUCAUCUCUUCCUGCAUGGGAAUCGACUUUGGAGUCUUCGCCAGAACACGUUCCGAGGACUGGGGGUUUUGGACCGACUUCUCCUGCACCAAAACCGUAUCCAGUGGGUUGAUCGGCAGGCAUUCCACGACCUUCGUCGACUCACCACUCUCUACCUGUUUAAUAACUCUAUAACUGAGCUGUCAGGUGCCACCCUGAUGCAACUGCCAGCCCUGGAGUACUUGCGUCUUAACGACAACCCCUGGGAAUGUGACUGCAAGGCCCUAUCACUCUGGGACUGGCUUCGUAGGUUUAGGGGCUCUACCUCCACUCUGAUCUGUGUUUCACCACCAGAGCUGGCAGGAAAGGAUAUGAAGUCCAUAAAGAAGGAAGAGCUACCCAGCUGCUUGUCCAAUGAGGGCCAUGGAAGAGGUACCUCAGGAGAGGAGACGGAGCAUGGAGACUCUUUAAACCACCUAAACCGCCACAGAAACCAUCACAACCAUCAUCAGCGGCCUUACCUGCCGCAUGGGGAUCAGUACAGUUUGCCUUCGCCCCCACCUCUACCACGACCACCGAAGGGAAGCCGCAAAAACUGUACCCGCCGGGGACGGAAGGCAAAAGGGGGGCUAAAUGAGGUCCAGAUACUUCAGGAGGGGGGUGAGAAGGACUACUCACCAGAAGGAGGAAAAUACGACAUGUCUGCUUCUUCAAGAAGGAGGAACAAGUGCAUUCCCAGAACUUCUGUCGGUCCGCCAAGUGGAGUUCAGAGAGCUAAUAAUAACACAGGGGCCCACUCGGCAGUGUGCAUUCCCUGUUUGUCAUCAGCUCUUCUUCUGUCAGUCUAUUUUGUGUUUAUGCGCUGAAACAGGACCCGCACGCUUAUGUGCUUAUGAUGCAACCUUAUGAGUAAUUCUCCUAUUAAAAAAAUCACCCUGUCAUGGCUAUUUAAGGAGACAUGUUGGAUGACGAAGUGCACACUUGACAUUCCAGUGAGAACAUCAUGGAGUGUUCCUGUGGGAAAAAUGCAGGAAUCAUUAUAAGUCCAACAAAGAAAGAUGGGGAGAACAAUUCAACCUACUGUUUUGAUGAUGUCAGCAUUGAAAUAACAGGGAAACUACUGUCUCUUUGGCAUCAGUCUCUUCAUCAAAUUUAUGUACUAAUGAAAAUUGUACAGCCUCAUCAAAUAAUGAAUCAAUCAUUAAUUAGAAUAACAGUGAUAUUGCAAAGGAAAAAUCAAAACAGUUAACCCUCUUGAAUAUAUAGUGCAAUCACAGUACAGCCUCGAUGUGCCACUCACAAUAGGACAAAGACAGUAAUUUAAAGCUGUCUCUUUGCUAACUCAACAGCACCUAAGACCAAGAAACACACUACUGAAGACAUUGGUUGCAAGAAAAUGACACAUUGUGAAGAGUUUCAAGACUAAUAGCUGUAAUCACUAUCAAUCCGCUGGGAAAAUUGGCUCUGCUCCCACAUCUCACUCUAGUUUUAAUGCACAUCUGUACAAUUUGGCAUCUAAAUAAUACAGCUGAAAUUGUCACAAAACAAUAUAGCUGUCAAUUCAUCAAACAAGUUCAGUUGAAAGCUAUCAUUUGUCCUCAACUUUGCAUAGCAAGUUAAAAGCCAAUCCAAGCCAACACAUUUUUCGAAAAUUCAACAGGUCUCAUUUAUCAUCCUAGAGUGAGUGAAUAUUUCUGAGAAACUGUUGUAUGUAAAGUGGACACUUUACUGUAACUGUAAAGUGGCAAAAUAGGGAAAGAAAAUGCUCUAAAGCCAUUCGGGUAGAAUAAAGCUAGAUAACAAGAGUGCCUAAUGGGAGCAAGAUAUUAAUAACAGCAACAUCUGGAGACAAGAGGUAAUGUCAUUCGCUCUACAACUUCCCUUGCCUGACCACCUUUCUGGGGCCAAGAGACGACUGAGGAUUAAACCCAGGUCAUAGCAAUCCUAAUUCACUGAAACUUCUUUCUUUGAUGAUGUGGAGAAAAUUUGAAAGCACUAUUCAGUCUUAACAGCCACAAGAAAGAGAUUGUGUAUCAAAGGUCUGAUCAGCCUCUAUUGAGUAAAAAGGAAGGUCAGAGUCUGAGAAAUACUGUAUGAAGGUGUUAAUGGACUUCUCCUUUCUUGUGUGUUAACAAGGACUUGUUGAUCUGCAAGCCUAUUUGAAGAGUUGGAUUUUUAUCUCUGCUUGGUCUGAAAAUCACCAUGACCUGUUAGGGGCUAUAGGCUCCUCUUCAAGAAAUAACCAAUGACAGAUAGGACUGUGGGACACAGCACAUUCUUUGAAGACAGAUUAAGCAUGGCCUUUUUCUUCCUCAAAAUGAUAAAAGAUCAAGCACCUUCACUGCUUACUGCAAACUUCCCACUCAAGUUUGUUCAGAGUGAGCCAAGAACAAGCGGCUCUUACUCGGUUUUUGCUUUAGACAAUUUUUUUUUUUUUUGCACAACUCAAGUCACAAUUGCUCAAAGGCAAGAGGUGGAGACCAAAUUUUAGACAAACUGUUUAAUUAUUCCCUGCAGUGCAACAGAGUACUGAGCUCUUUAUUUAAACUGUUCCUCAUAAGUAGAGAUGCACAGAGAAACUGACUGGUGAGAGGAGGUGGAAAGUUACAGCUUGGUUGAUCCUAAUUGGGAACCAAUCAGUUGGAAUUUCCGAAAAGAAAGACAAUCUAUUUAGAUUGAGCAACACGUGUUACACCUUUAUGGAUCCUUGGCUUUUACAAGGAUCCAUAUAAUUGCAAAAGUCUCUUCUGAGAUUGUCUGCCCUAAAUAUUCACUUGAUUUUAAUUUUAUUCCAGUGGUGAGCUUUUCCAGUUUGAGUUGUUAUAAGUAACUACAUUCAGAUAAGCACUUUACUUAGCCUUACACAAGUCUCAGAUUUAAUUCAUUUUUCAUAAACUCACAGCGACACACCACAGUGUUUAAUUAAGCAAAUUUAUUAGGUUUAAUAUCCGCUUACAAACUGUUGCAUUAAAAAAAUAUGAACAUGUUCUGUUAAAGUGUUCCAGUUUUCUACUCAAUCACUUUGAAAUAACACCUGUUUACUUUAUGUAAACAAAUAAAAAUCCAAAGUAUGACUUUAACAUAUAAUCCACAUUGAUUUUCUAAGGUUUGACAUGCUAACCAUACCAGCUGCUAAUAUAAAAUGCUUAUCGGUCAAAAAUGUGAAAUCUAAUAUCAUUUUUUUUUUUUUUUUCUUAAAAAAAAAUUGCAAACCGUCUUAAAAAGCUCUGCCAUAAAUGCAGUGAGACAGUCCCUCUUCUCUGGAUACAUUUAAUUCUUUCUCAACUCAAAGCAGGAAGGUGAGAAAAAUAUUUUAAAGGCUUUUUUUCUGCUGAAAUGGGAACUGGCAAAAAUUGUGUUGGCAUGGCUUUUUCAAAGCAGAUGACAGACUGACCACAAAAUUCUGAUUGCUGCAUCUCUACUUAUGACCAAACAACAGCAAAGCUAAAACAUUUUAAUCAUGAUAGGCUGCUAAAAAAAAGCACAAUAAAAUUGUGGUCCAGUUUGCAGGCUACCUAAAACAAACUGGUUUGUCGGGAACCCAAGGACAAGGGACCAUAUUUGUACCCUGCCUGCGUUUGUUUCCAACAGAACCUCACCUUUUUGUGUCUAUCUAUCUCGAUGUCGAGAACAUUCGGCGGCCUGUCAGUAUAGUGUCACUGUCCUGACAAAUAGGAUUAUAGGUCCCUAUACCAGUGAACUUUGUCUGUGCUGCUGUGAACCAAGAGGUGAUGUAAAUUGUGUCUGUUUAUUCCUGUGAGGAUAACUUUUGUAAAAAAAAAAAAAAAAAAAAGUGGAAAGACGAGACACUGCUGUCUCUCUUUUUUCCAUAAAAAAAUAUAAAUACAAAGAGCUGAAAGCUGGAACUUUGUUAUUUUUUUUAAUAUUCCUAUAAUAGUUUUUUGGCUUCCUUUUUUAUUUGUUUUGCUGAGUCACUCAUGAUAAACAGCUCACUGCUCUGUUUUACGUGCUUCUUCUCUUUUUGUCUUUCUUCACUUUCCAUUUGUCAUCCUCUCUUCUCCAUCUUGCCUGCUUUGGUUUUUCUUUCUCCUCUCCUCUUCUUUUGCAGCUAUUUUCUCAUUUCAAUAAUCACACACACACCCACACACACACAUGUGUAUUAUUUUCCUCUCUUCCUUUGUGGUGCCCAAAUGUUUUCUAUGUGGUUAUCAAACAAUGCCAGACUGA